AUGAAAGAAUGUGUUGAACAUGAUAAAGAUCUGGACGUUUUAUGUUCAGAUUGCAAUGUUGUAAUGUGUUAUCGUUGUCACAUUGCAUAUCAUAAUCGACAUUGUGCAUUUCACACAGAUGACAUUAAAAAAUCACUUUUAAAUGUAGAUUAUUCAGUUGUUGCUUAUGAUCAUAUUAAUAGUAAUCAUAAUCAUAAAGAAAAAGAAGAAGAAAUUAAUAAAGAUAAUAAUAUUAAUAAUAACAAAGAUGGCAGUGAUCAUAUUAAUGAAAAAGAGAUGAAUGAAGUGAUUAGUAAUAAAGAUGAUCGUAAUAAUAAGAAUAAUAGCAAUAAACAGAAUGAUAAUAAUAUUAUUCAAAAUAGAAUACAAAUUUUAUGGAAUAAAUCAAAAGAAUCAGUCAAUCAUAUUCAAAAACUUAGCGAAAUCGAGAAUCAAAUCAGUGAUCAUUUCAAACAAUAUUAUGAAAUGUUAAUGAAAGAAGAGAGUAAAUUAAAACAACCAAUCAUUGAUGAAAUCGACCAAACCAAACAACAACUCGAUCAAAUCAUCAAAGAAAUACAAUCAUUACACAAUAUCAUUCAAUCGAUCACUCCAACUCUGAAACCAGAUGAAAAGAGCAAUAAUCAUGAUCAUGAUAUACCAAAUAAUAAUAAUGAAUAUGAUAUUCUACCAGAUAUUACAAUCAAUUAUUCACUUCCAACAUUGAUUGAAUCAAUUCGACAAACUAAAACAUUCGAUCAAUUCAUUCAUAAUAAUAGUAAUACAAUAUUUAAUCUUGAAAACAAAAAACAAACCAACAAUGAAAUCAUUGAAUAUCUAAAAGAUAACAAUGAAACCAACAAGAAUAAGAGACAUAAGAAUAAUGAUAACAACAAGACAAGUAAUAAUAAUAUUUAUAAUUCAAUAUUAGGAAUCAUUCGCAAUCAUUUCAAUCAACAUAAUAUCGAUCAAAUUGUCUACAAGAAUAAUAUUUCAAUCGACAAGAAUGAGAAUCAUCAGAGUUAUUUUAAUGGAGUCAUAAAUCUCAUUCGAAAUUCUCUCAACCUCAAACUUGAUGCUGACAAAACAACCAAUAAUAUCAAACAUAUUAUAACUAUGGAUGAUGACAAUAUAGUAUCAUUAUACAAAUGGGAUUACAAAUCAGGAAAUCAAAUGGAAUUAAUGGAGAAUGAAUCAAAAGAAUUGACAGAUUUAAUUAGAACCAAACUGGAUACCGAUCAAAUUUUCUUUGUAUCAUCAAACUCAACCAUCUAUGUAUUCCCAAAGGAAGAUAACAUAUUCAUUGCCUACUCGAUCAUUGACAACAAAUUCAGACUAUCUUCGUUUUACCCAUUAUUUCAUCCUACAUUCAUUGGUCAGCCUUGUUUUUUCUCAGACGAACUAUGCUACUUGUAUCUCUAUUGCAAAUCCAACGAAGAUUUUGAGGACAAUACAUUAAUCAUUCGAUUCAAUACCAUAUUGGAGGAGUUUGAAUUAUUUCAUUAUCAUAAUAAUUCAAAAGACAGCAUCCCAGUGGCAUUGAUUGAUAAUCAUCACUCAAUACCAUAUACAUUCAAUAUAUACUACGAUUCUUCUUUAAGAGUGAUCUUUCUUGCUAGAUACAAUGAAUUAAUAACAGAUGUUGAAGAAGUCCAUCCGAUUAUCAGUAAAAUAGAACCGACAUUCAUCACCUCUUGUUUUGCUGGUAAAACUGGUUAUCUUUAUUAUGGCGAUGAAAAUCAAGACUAUUUCAUUAAAAUAGAAUCUAUUUAUGACUACAAGAUCACAAAUCUUGCCACAAUUGAAGGACGUGCAACCAUAGAAAUCUAUGAACAGUCUUUUAGUACUUUUAACACUUUUGAACAACAAGCAAUCUCAGAAAAGUUUAUUCAAGUAGUUGUAAAUUAUGUGUAUCAAUAG
This is a messenger RNA of Heterostelium album PN500, 1899 nucleotides long. RefSeq lists its product as uncharacterized. The record is from RefSeq and is a predicted model, not a curated record. Gene Ontology annotation, molecular function: zinc ion binding. Lineage: Eukaryota; Evosea; Eumycetozoa; Acytosteliales; Acytosteliaceae. The transcript is spliced from 3 exons. Bases 1 to 1899 code for a protein of 632 amino acids.